UCAAAUCACCGUCAAGACAUCUGACGCUUAUUACUGCUCACUGCUCCUGGGACAUCCAAACACAAACCCUACAUUAUCCAAGCAAUUUCUCCCAUUCAUCCAUACCAUUCAUCCUUUCCAGCUCUUCCACAAAAUAAGGCAACGACGAGGAAGAAAAAGAGAAAGACAAUGCCCCCCUCCACUCCCACCUCCCGCACAUCCAAACCACCCACCCCCACCCCCACCCCCAAGUCUCACGCUCAACCCUCCAUUGCCAAACCCACUCCCCAACGCGUCGUCUUCCCCGAAGCUCACCUCCGCCACACGCCUCUCGCCUCCCGGAUCCCAGGAAGCACUGGCCCGAGAGUAGGCGGAGGCGGAGGCUCCCGCCGCCCUCCGCUCCCCGCCAACGAUAUCCGGCAAACGAAGGAGUAUAAAGCUGCCGCUAGGAAGUGAGUGCCCCCUUCUCCCCGCUGCCCUUUUUUUGUUUAUGCUUGAGUUGUCUUGUCUUGUCUUGACUUGGUUGGAGAGCGCAUGCUUGGGCAUGGGGUUGUCGUGUUGUGUUGUGUCUCCCAGAUGAGCAUAUACUUGUCCCUACUCGCACUAGCACUAGCACUUCCAAUACCCAUACCCGCCCCUGCACACGGGAGAGAGGGUGGACGCUACCUUAUUAUCAUCAACCCAGGACCAGUAUACAGCACCAGGAUAGCAGGACAGAUGACUAAUGGACCAAACCCCCCUCCGCCCGGGGGUGUGGCACAAGCAGAUGGCUCUCGACGAUCGUGGCGCUGCCGAUUCUGAUGUAUACGUCUUAUAUUCUCUAUGAGCGGACGGUUGGGAAUCAGAAACCGAAGCGG
Aspergillus aculeatinus CBS 121060 is the source of this 836-nucleotide messenger RNA. RefSeq lists its product as uncharacterized. The transcript has 2 exons. Lineage: Eukaryota; Fungi; Ascomycota; Eurotiomycetes; Eurotiales; Aspergillaceae. The coding region runs from base 169 to 435 and encodes 88 amino acids. The record is from RefSeq and is a predicted model, not a curated record.